This is a messenger RNA of Gadus morhua (Atlantic cod), 810 nucleotides long. RefSeq names its product olfactory receptor 52L1-like. NCBI's taxonomy places the organism in Eukaryota, Metazoa, Chordata, Actinopteri, Gadiformes, Gadidae. Bases 1 to 810 code for a protein of 269 amino acids. Gene Ontology annotation, biological process: detection of chemical stimulus involved in sensory perception of smell; G protein-coupled receptor signaling pathway. Gene Ontology annotation, cellular component: membrane. The transcript has 2 exons. The record is from RefSeq and is a predicted model, not a curated record. Gene Ontology annotation, molecular function: olfactory receptor activity; odorant binding.
AUGGAAAACUACACCUACAACAGCUUCACACUUCAGGUGGAGGGGUUAAAGGUUACACAGCAAUCAAUGUACCCUGUUUUUCUAUUUUUUCUUGUAUCCUAUCUUUUUAUCAUGUCUGCCAAUGUUGGCAUGUUGGUCAUUAUCUGCAUUGAAAGGAGCCUACACCAGCCUAUGUAUCUGCUUUUCUGUAAUCUGCCAGUCAAUGACAUCUUAGGAAUCUCCAUCAUGAUGCCGAGGAUGCUUGCAGACAUAUUGGUGCCUCCUUCUGAACGCUUCAUCAGUUACUAUGAGUGUGUGGUCCAAGCCUUUACCGCACAUAUGUUUGCCACAGCCGCUCACACAGUUCUGAUGAUUGGGCUCACCAUCAGACUGAGCAGAUGCAGAACCUUGAUCAGAAAUCCUUACUGUGACAAUGCCUCACUGUUUAAACUCUCCUGCGAGAGUGUGUUAAUUAACAAUCUAUAUGGAUUCACAUUUAGUGUAGUGCUCUUGUCAUCUUCUAUAGGCAGUAUGGUCCUUACAUAUGCAAGUAUUGCAGCAGUCUGUCUGACUAGUAAGAGCAAAGCUUUGAACAGUAAAGCUCUAAAGACUUGCAGCACUCAUCUCUUUGUAUACCUCAUCAUGCUUUUAAGUGGAAUCUUGAUUAUUAUUCUGCAUCGCUUCCCUCAGUAUGCAGACUCUAGAAAUGUUAUUAUAAUUCUAUAUAACAUCAUCCCUGGAAGCCUAAACCCCCUCAUCUAUGGAAUGCAGUCCAAAGAGAUCCGUUCAUUCUUGUCAAACCAGUUCCAUACUGGAAAGGUGAUUCCAUAA